This is a messenger RNA of Capsaspora owczarzaki ATCC 30864, 883 nucleotides long. RefSeq lists its product as hypothetical. Gene Ontology annotation, biological process: COP9 signalosome assembly. Gene Ontology annotation, cellular component: COP9 signalosome. Lineage: Eukaryota; Filasterea; Ministeriida; Capsasporidae. The record is from RefSeq and is a predicted model, not a curated record. The transcript is spliced from 6 exons. The coding region runs from base 11 to 757 and encodes 248 amino acids.
ACAUCACACAAUGGCGAGCAGCGUUGCAGCACUCGAGCCGUUCUUGAUUCUCGCACGCACUGCCAAGGGCGCUGCAUGCGCGUCGCUGAUCAACCAGGCCAUCGAGGCACAGGGAACGUUCGUCUUCAGCGAGCUGCUCGCCACUCCAGCCGUCAAAGAGCUCGAGGGAACGGCGCACCAGCAGAGUCUCGAGCUGCUCAAGCUGUUUGCAUACGGAUCGUACGCCGACUACACCGCCAACCCUUCGAGGUUCCCGCCACUGUCAGCCACACAGCAAACCAAGCUACGGCUGCUGUCGAUUGUCUCGUUGGCCUCAGACUGCAAGACCAUCCCGUAUGCAAAACUCUUGGCCGUGCUGGCAUUGGACAACGUCCGAGAGCUCGAGGACAUUAUUAUCGAGGGCAUUUACAGCAACGUGCUGAAAGCCAGCCUCAAUCAGCAGCACCAGCAUGUGCGCAUCGAAUUUGCCAUUGGCCGCGACAUUGCCAGCAACGCGCAGCUAGACUCCAUGAUCCAGACUCUUGGAGCUUGGUGCCAGCAGUGUGAAACACUUCUCACCAACAUCCACUCGAACAUUGCCUCAGCCAACCGGCAAAAGACAUCUGCCAUGGACGAGCAAGUGGCUCUGCAAGAGCGCAUUGCAAUCCAAAAGCAAGCUUUUACGAGUCAAAUGUCACACAAACUCAUGGACGGCCACGGAUUGCGUGACUUCCGGUCCGGCUAUGGCACCGACAAGAAAGGUCGCAGAAAGUUUUGAAAGCCACUCUGUUAGCUUGGUUUAUUGGGCCCCUGUUGUCGCGUUCUUCUUUUGUUUCAAUAUACAGAGUUGCAUGUCACUCCAGAUUCAAGGGGAGAGCAGAGAAGGCGCUCUUUUUGAAGCAAA